AUGGAAUAUUGUCUCUCUCACCACAAAAGCCCUAGUCUUCCGUCGACUCUGAGGCCCCACAGAAGCCAUAACAGUUCCUUCCCCAGGUCCGCUGUGGUCAGUAUCCGCGCCACAACGAGAAGGAAGAGGAGCUUGACGGUGAUCGCCGGGCCGGCGGGGAAGGCCCUGAUCGGCGUGCUGCUGAACCACCCGCAGCUUUUCCACCUCUCCGUCGCCGACGAGCUCAAGCACCUGGCCGACGAUCGCGACGCCGCUCGCAAUCGGAUGAUCCGCAGCGAUGGAUCUCCCGAGGCCUGCCUUCACAGGAGGAUUGCACAACUGAAGGAGAACGAGUGCCAAGUUGCAGUUGAAGACAUCAUGUAUCUAUUGAUCUUUUACAAAUUUUCUGAAAUCAAAGUUCCUUUGGUGCCAAGGCUUUCUGGAUGUGUGUACAAUGGAAGACUGGAGAUAUGGCCUCCAAAGGACUGGGAGCUAGAAUCAAUCUACAGCUUUGAAGUUUUGGAGAUUGUAAGGGAACACAUUGCUGCAGUCAUCGGAUUGAGAGCGAAUUCUAGCAUCACAGACCACUGGGCAAUUACUACAAUUGCUAAAUCCGCGCUCAGUCGAAUAUACAUUGCCUCCAUCUUAUAUGGAUACUUUUUGAAGUCUGCCUUGUUGAGGCUUCAACUCGAGCAAUGUGUGGCUUUGGAUAGCCAAGAUCUUCCCCUGAGGCAGAGGACCACCGUUCAGCACCAUGGAAUAAAGAAUCUUCUGUUUGGCCGCAUCGGCAGCAUACAAUCCGAGUCGCAGAGUCUAGAUCCAAGCAGUCAGGAGAAGAAACCUGAAAACUUGAAGUGUUAUGUGAUGGGUUUUGAUCCGGAGACAUUACAGAGAUGUGCAAAACUCAAGUCUAAGGAGGCUACAAGUCUGAUUGAAAAUCACAGUAGUGCCCUUUUUGGAGAUGAGAAAACAGGUUCGCUUGACGAUGAUGAGGUUAUCUUGACCUCAUUUUCGAGCCUGAAGAGGCUGGUUUUGGAAGCUGUUGCUUUCGGGUCAUUCCUUUGGGAGACAGAAGAAUGCGUCAACACCGUGUAUAAGCUCAAGGAGAACUGAUUGGUGAAACGGACUUUGUUUUUCAUGUACAAAAGACGAGGUGGUUAUUUGAGCAACUCCCUUUGUAAAUAGAAGGAUUGCCCUUUUUCCGUUCUGACUCUGCUUUGCGAGCACUCUGAGAUUUUUCCUUUGUACAGUUUAUAUAUAUAUAUAUAUGUAUAUAUUUAUAGAGAACAGUAUACUGUGAAUUCUAUUACUCUCUUUUUCAACCACUCCUGUGGUUACGCUGGCUGCUUAAUGAAUAACUACUUUUGAUUACUCAUA
Morus notabilis is the source of this 1356-nucleotide messenger RNA. RefSeq names its product UV-B-induced protein At3g17800, chloroplastic. The coding region runs from base 1 to 1092 and encodes 363 amino acids. The transcript is spliced from 2 exons. Lineage: Eukaryota; Viridiplantae; Streptophyta; Magnoliopsida; Rosales; Moraceae. The record is from RefSeq and is a predicted model, not a curated record.